Capsaspora owczarzaki ATCC 30864 is the source of this 1402-nucleotide messenger RNA. RefSeq lists its product as hypothetical. The coding region runs from base 34 to 1332 and encodes 432 amino acids. Gene Ontology annotation, cellular component: mitochondrial large ribosomal subunit. The record is from RefSeq and is a predicted model, not a curated record. The transcript has 2 exons. NCBI's taxonomy places the organism in Eukaryota, Filasterea, Ministeriida, Capsasporidae. Gene Ontology annotation, molecular function: structural constituent of ribosome. Gene Ontology annotation, biological process: translation.
UUUUUUUUAUUCUUUAUUCUUUAUUCUUUGGCCAUGCUUUUGGGAUUGCGAUCUGUUCUCGUUGCUGCUUCUGCUGCAGCCAGGCCAGCGCCCUCAUCGGUGGUGGCGACGACCGCCGUGCCUCGGCGCAGCGCAACGACUGCCGCACUGUACACUGCCGUAAUGACGCCGCAGCCCGUGUCGCGGGUGGCGCUCAAGAAGAACAAGAAGCGCAAGGGCACGCGGCAGCGCCCAGAGGCGACCCCGACCCCGUCCCGCCUCACCAACCAGGGCCGCAGCGCAAUGGCAAACUACUUUAUGCAGCGCGGCGUCCUGCUUCGUGAGCAGUACGAGGCGCUCGAGCCCGUGCGGCUGCCACUCAAGCUGCCGACCCCGGCCGCGCUUGCCGCCCAGCAGAACGCACAGCUCUCGGCGAUCGUCCAGGCGCACGCCCAGAACGAUACCCAGGCACUCUCGGCAGCCUAUGCUGCAAUGACCCGUCCAGUGUUGCCGCCGGCCAAGCUCGAGACGGUCACAUCCACCACCCCGACGCUCCGCCGACCCAAGGCGGACGCUGCUGCUGCCACCUCUGCUGCGGCAAAGACCGGUGGCGCCGCCAAGGGGAAAGGCAAGACGCAGUCCGCUGAGAACGCCAUGAAGGAGCGCACCAAGCGCAUCCAUGCACGCGCUGAGGCGUCCAACAAGAUUGCCUGGGAGCAAGCCAACGCCCGAGCAGAGGCAGCCAUCGCCGGUGGCCAAACUGGCGUCCAAGUCCAGGAUUUCUUGCCAGCGCACGUUCGACAUGGCAUGCGUGGCCGCACAGUGCGAAAGGAUCGUGACUUGUAUCACUUUUUCACAAUGCUUGAUUCGGCGAAGUUCAUGGCCAUCUACCACUGGUCGGCGAUGGACUCGCAGGCAUGGCUCAACUUUCGCAUGAAGCUGAAGGCUGCAGGACUGAACGUUCGGCUGUUCAACGGCUCGCUCAUCCGUCGCGCCGUCUCCCGCACAGACUUCCGCAACAUGAAGCUCCUUUUCCACGGAAACACGUGUGUCAUUUACUCGUACGAGAAGGAGCUGGGCGCGCUGCCCGCGGUCAUGGCCGGGGAUGCCCGCUUUGAGCUGCUCGGCGUCAAGGUCGAGCGAGCGCUGCUCUCGAAGGAAGACGUGCCCUCGUACUUGGCCAUGCGACCGGUUCGCGACUACCAGGCCGAGAUUGUCGGCUUGAUGAGCAGUCCCGCCGCGCGUGUCACGAGCAUGAUUGAACAGGCUCCUCAGCUGCUUGUUCACGUUCUCAACACACACGCCAAAUCCGCCGAUGAGCCACCAGCAGAUUCUGCCCCGAAAUCAACCUAGUGUAAUGUUGACAAUGAUCGAGAAAAAAAACAGUGCACUACAAUGGGGCAAAAUAAAAACGUUGUGUUUG